Molecule: messenger RNA, 2091 nt
Organism: Fomitopsis serialis
Lineage: Eukaryota; Fungi; Basidiomycota; Agaricomycetes; Polyporales; Fomitopsidaceae
Product: zinc finger dihydrouridine synthase
Exons: 14
Coding region: 1-1938 (645 amino acids)
Biological process (GO): tRNA processing
Molecular function (GO): flavin adenine dinucleotide binding; tRNA dihydrouridine synthase activity; RNA binding
Source: RefSeq, a predicted model, not a curated record
AUGACAACACUACCGCCUGGCACAGCGCCCAUCAAAGCCGAAUUCCUCAUCUCGGCCGCAACUCAGUCACUUCCAGACGAUGACGCUGCGGAAGGAAGCACAAGUCACGUAAAUGGCCGCAAAGACAGCGAGGCUACGCAAGACGCAGAGCGUGGCACGGCCCUCUCGGGCGCCCAGCGCAAGAAACGUUCCAAGGAGGAGAAGAAGAAACAUCGCGGGCGAACAAGGCCGACGCUUUGCGCGCAUCCAAGAGAGACGUGCGAGUUUGGUACCGAAUGUCGUUUCACGCACGACGUGCCGGCAUACCUCACCGCCAAGCCGAGGGACAUCCACUUCCCUUCUCAGGAAGACCUUCUGAACGUGCCUCCGUACAUCCGAAGCCGCGCGUCGCCGGAGAUUGAGAUGUCUGAGAGCCACAACUCGUCCAUCGACUUCUCCACGAAGUGUCCGGCGUUCGAGCGUACGGGUGAAUGCCGGCAUGGUCUGAAGUGUAGGAGAUGGGACGCCGUCGAGCUUAUUGCGGACGACGACAAGAGAGCACUUGCGGCCGGCGCCGAGCAGGAGCUCAACUUCAUUGACGGACCUACGCUGAAGAUGAUCAGAACCAAGAAAUACCCGCACCCGAUUUCUGACGCGUAUCUCAAGGAGCUACAGGCUGCCGGAGAAGAGGGUAAAGCGGAUGUCGAAAAACAAGAUGGACCCUCCGCGGCCGCUUCUAACGAGGUGAAAACCGACGCAACAGCUACCGGUGGGCAGACCAGCUCAGAAGAUCAGUCCCAGAACGACACUCCGGACGUGCCUCUUCGCUUCAACGAGAAGAAAAGGUUACACUGGACAGGGAAAACAUAUCUCGCUCCUCUCACGACGGUCGGAAACUUGCCUUUCCGCAGGGUCUGCGUCGACUACGGUGCCGACAUCACCUGCGGUGAAAUGGGCCUUGCAAUGUCUUUCCUGUCAGGCUCGAAGGAAGAAUGGUCGCUUGUCCGUAGGCAUCCGUCCGAGUCUAUCUUCGGCAUGCAGAUCGCGGGAAGCAAGCCGUCCCUGCUCGUCCCCGCCGCUGAGAUCAUCGGCCGCGAAUGCGCUGGCAACCUCGACUUCGUCGAUAUCAACUGUGGCUGCCCGAUCGACCUGGUGUACAAGACUGGCAGCGGUUCCGCUCUACUCGACGCUGCUGGCAAGUUAGGCAAAAUCAUCGUUGGGGUGAACAAGGCACUCGGAGACAUACCCGUCACCGUCAAGCUCCGCUCAGGUGUCAAGGACGGGCGAAACACGGCACAUAAACUCAUGCCGCGUCUAGGCCGUGAGUUCGGCGCAUCUGCGAUCACGCUGCAUGGCCGAACGCGGCAACAACGCUACGCCAAGCUCGCCGACUGGGACUACAUCAAACAGUGCGUCGAAGCCGUGCGCGAGAGGGAACAGGAAGAGGACCUUGCUCCCGUACCGAUCUUCGGCGGUGGAGACUGCUUCUCUUCGCAAGACUACUGGGAGAAGAUGGAUGGGACCGGCGUUGAUGGCAUUAUGAUUGGGCGUGGCGCACUCAUCAAGCCGUGGAUAUUCACGGAAGUCAAGGAGAGAAGGGAGUGGGACAUCAGCUCUCGAGAGCGACUAGAGCUCAUCCGGAAAUAUGCCGAGUACGGCCUCAAUCACUUUGGAACAGACACGGCCGGGGUAAACACCACUCGGCGAUACCUCUGCGAGGCACUCUCCUUUCAGUACCGCUACAUCCCCAUUGGCCUUCUUGAAACGCUCCCGGGACACAUCAAUGACCGUGCUCCGGCGUUCCGCGGGCGCGAUGACCUCGAGACAUUGCUGGCAAGUCCGGAUAGCCGUGACUGGGUUAAGAUCUCGGAGAUGUUCCUCGGUCCUGCACCAGAAACAUGGACGUUCACGCCAAAACAUAAGAGCAAUGCUUAUGGAGGUGAGGAGAGUCAGGGUUAAGGGAAAUAAACCAAAUAUGACCUUGUAUGGUUCAUCUGACUGAGGGAUGAUUGUAACAUCUUGUAUUGGUAUGCCCUCACAUGUUUUUCAGUGGUCUCUAUGGAACUGAUAGUGAGUUAUUGGGUGCAACAGAAGCCAUUCUUCAUGUUCAAA